UAAAUUAUUAUAAAUUAAAAAUAAGUUAAUGUAGUAAAUUGACAUUUCAAUUUACGUGGAGAAUUAAUCUGUUGAUGGAAUUAGACCUUACGAAUUGAUUUGUUAUUCAUAAAAAAAUUGCAGGGAUUUGACUUAUGGAUUUUCACGUGGAGACAAAUUUAUAAAUUACCCUUAACUUUUUCUACCAAAGAUCAUGAUCCAACUUUGGCACUUGGCUUAUUGGGCCCUUUUUUUUUUUUUUCUUUGCCUCUGGUUGGUUGCUCAGAAAGCUCUGAUAAAGCGAAGGAACUUCCUGCUACUUCUUCAUUAGGGGGUUAAUAACAUAUCAAUUUCAAAUGCAAAAGUGCUAUUCUUCUUCACGUAAGCCAUCUUCAAACAAUAAUGGGUAAACAUGCAGCCCCACUUCGUUGAUUAUUCCAUGCACUGACACCAAACUAUAAGUUUUCAGUCUUUCCUCCAGAUGCAAUUGAAAAUUAUCACAACUGCCCACCUUCGCCUUCUCUCCCCAUGCAAAGACCUGAACUCUCUCCUUCAAGUUCAUGCCCGCUUGAUAGUCUCAGGUCUUCAAGAAGACCAUUCGACAAGUGCCCAUCUUGUUAAGUCUUACCUUUCGUUUAAAAAAUGUGACUCUGCUCGUUUUGUGUUUGAUUCUUUGCCAAACCCAAGUGUCAGGUUAUACAACUCCAUGAUACGAGCUUACGCAAGUGUGAGAAGUCACCAAGAAGCUAUUCAAUUGUAUCAUUGCAUGUUAAGUAAACGCUUAGAGCCAGAUAAGUAUACGUUUACGUUUGUUUUGAAAGCUUGCACUGGUGCAUUAGAGUUUAAAGAGGGCGUUUUAGUUCAUCGUGAUAUAGUUUUUAGAGAGUUAGAUUAUGACAUUUUUAUUGGGACUGCUCUUGUUGACAUGUAUUGUAAAUUGGGUGAUUUAGAAUUGGCAAGAAAAGUAUUUGAUAAAAUGCCCAAGAAAGAUGUUAUAACGUGGAAUGUAAUGAUUUUGGGUUUGUCACAGAGUGUGAAUCCUCAAGAGGCACUGGGGUUUAUUAGGAAUAUGCAAUUGGUUGGUAUGGAACCUGAUUUAGUAAGCAUUGUCAAUUUGGUUCCAGCUGUUUCAAGUUUGGGUGAUAUUGAUGCUUGUAGUACCAUACAUGGUUAUGUGAUUAGGAGGGGUUUUGAUGCAGUUGUUUCGAAUGGGUUAAUUGAUAUGUACUCUAAGUGUGGGAACAUUGAUGUGGCUAGUCAGGUCUUCAAACAAAUGCAAGACAGGAAUGAUAUUUCAUGGAUAACAAUGAUGACAGGGUAUGCACAUAAUGAAUGCUUCUUUGAGGUUUUGGACUUGUUUGAUUGCAUGAAGAGAGGGAAUGUUAGGUUGAAUUAUGUAUCAAUUGUAAAUGCUCUUUUGGCUGCUGCAGAGAUGAGAGAUUUAAGGAGAGGGAAAGAAAUUCAUGAUUAUGCUAGAAAACAAAAAAUUGACUCGGAUGUUUUGAUUGCUACUGCUUUGAUGACUAUGUAUGCAAAAUUUGGAGAUCCAGAUGCAGCUAAAUCUUUGCUUCAAGGGCUUAAAGGAAGGGAUUUGGUUGCUUGGUCAGCAAUCAUAGCUGCUCUUGUUCAAUCAGGGUAUCCUGAAGAUGCACUGUCAUUAUUUCGGGAGAUGCAGAAUGAUUGUUUGAAAGCAAAUAAUGUUACCCUCAUGAGUGUACUUUCAGCUUGUGCGGAAGUAUUGUGCCCAAGAAUAGGUAAAAGCGUGCACUGUUAUGCUGUUAAAAGCCAUAUUGAUUUAGAUAUCUCACUUGGAACAACCUUAGUUUCUAUGUAUGCUAAAUGUGGAUUCUUUGCUUCUGCAUUGACUAUAUUCAAUAGAAUGCCAUGUAAAGAUAUUGUUAUGUGGAAUGCUUUGAUAAAUGGGUACACCCAGAAUGGUGACCCUUAUCAUGCAAUGGAGAUUUUCCAUGAAGUGCAGGUAUCUGAAAUAUGCCCAGACUCAGGAACCCUGGUGGGUUUGCUUUCAGCAUGUGUCCUAUCAUAUGACCAAGGCCAAGGAUCCUGCAUCCAUGGAAAAAUAAUUAGGUAUGGCUUUGAAUCUCAAUGUCAUGUAAAAAAUGCUCUUAUUGACAUGUAUGCCAAAUGUGGAAGCCUUUCCAUUGCUGAAUUAUUGUUUAAGGGAACUGAUUUUAAAAAGGAUGAGGUAUCUUGGAAUGUACUGAUUGUGGGAUAUGUGCACAGUGGACAUGCCAAAGAAGCUAUUUCUGCAUUUUGCCAGAUGAAAUUAGAGAAUUUUCAUCCUAAUCUAGUCACAAUUGUGAGUGUCCUUCCUGCUGUAGCAUGUCUGUCAUCCUUAACGGAAGGCAUGGCUUUUCAUGCCUGCAUUAUCAGAAUGGGAUUUGAGUAUAAUAUACUUGUCCAGAAUUGUCUUAUUGAUAUGUAUGCCAAAUGUGGGCAGCUUCAUAACUCAGAGAACCUAUUUUAUGGGAUGAAGAGUAAAAACACUGUUUCAUGGAAUGUGAUGCUCACAGGGUAUGCAGUUCAUGGGCAAGGGCACCAUGCUAUUGAACUUUUCUCACUUAUGCAAAAGAGUGAUAUCAGGGUUGAUUCUAUAUCCUUCCUCAGUGUGUUGUCUGCUUGUAGACAUGCAGGUUUAAUAGAUGAAGGGAGGACCAUAUUUGAUGCCAUGUGCAAAAAGCACCAUCUUGAACCAGGUUUGGAACACUAUGCUUGCAUGGUUGAUCUAUUAGGUCGUGCUGGAUUAUUUGAUGAAAUAUUGCAUUUAAUCAAGGCAAUGCCAUUGGAACCUGAUGCCAGAGUGUGGGGUGCCUUACUGGGUGCAUGUAAAAUGCAUUCUAAAAUCCUGUUAGCAGAAUUUGCAGUAGAUCAUCUUCUUAAACUUGAGCCUAAGAAUCCAACCCAUCAUGUAGUUUUAUCAAAUAUCUAUGCUAAAUCUGCAAGGUGGGGAGAUGCAGGCGACACAAGAUCAAAGAUGAUCAAUACAGGGCUGAGAAAAGGCCCAGGAUGGAGUUGGGUGUGACGCAGUGCACCAAUAUAAGGUAUACUUGCAUUUGGAGUGGGUGAUAAGGGCUAUUCAUGAGUAAGGAAUGUGGCUUCAUUCUGAAACAUUUAUUUUAAGAAGAUUGGAAAAGAAUAUUAUAUGUUUCCAGACAGGACUGGUUUGCUACAGGAUGUGGAGGAGAGAACUGUUGCUUUUAAAGCAUAGCUGAUGUUAGCCAUAGUUUUUGCUCCUCUGGAGCCCAGAUGCUUGUCCAGAAGUGUAAGAAUUUCUAUAUUUCCACUGAUCAUUGCCUUACCUUACGUAUCCUUACAAAAAUGCCCAACCUGCAAGAUGAAAACUCAUUGUUUGAGAAACUGCUAGUUAGUCAUUCCCUUCAUUUUGUUGUGCUAUCUGCUUGUGCAGUUAUUAUGAAGAAGUACAAACACUUCUUCGCUUACAAAUUUGCAAGCAGUGUAUGCAAGAAGCUUGCUGCUGUGAGGAGUAUUAAUCUUUAGCACUCAAGAUUUAAUGAACAGCUCCCUUGAUGAAGAUUUGACUGGUUAUAGUUCCAUGAAAUAGUAGUCUGAGAUCCACAAUGGAUGGGCCUUGAGCAGGGAAAAUAAUAUAAACUUGCAAUAAAACUUCCUACAGUUGCAAGAGCAUAUUGAUCAAGGCCUAUCAAUGAUCAUUUCAUUGCUUUGACUUACUGAUCAUUACAUUAUAUUGGAAGGUAUCUCAUAUAUUAUUCAUGCGGAAGCUUGGAAUGAUUUUUCCAAAGAGGAAAAGAUUAACACUCAGCUCUACAAGUUACAGCAUCUUCUUGAAAGGAGCAGGAGAUUGAGCCACUGAAACACAAUUGCUAUACUCAUCAUUGCUUCUUGCCAAAUAUUCCAACAAGCUAGAUUUAAAACUUGGACCAUGAGCAAUGUGGUUCACAGAAUUGUCAAGGCAAGGUUUUCCCAUGAAAAGCAGCUCGAUGAACGUUCUUCAGUGGGAAUUCCAUUCUCAAGUAUUGCUACCAAUAUCUCUUUUCCAUGAUUUGCUGUUGUAAUUGAGAUGUUGCCAGAGAUCCUUGUGUUUUAUGUUAUAGUUUGGAGAAGAGGAUUGUCUCAAGGUGUUCAGUUGUAAAAGUCUUGCUAUUGAAGGGUUUGGUCAAGGGACAUAUUGAUUUAAGUACUGUAUAGUCAAGCACUGAGAAGUACUUCCUGGAUAGUUUUUUGAUUGAGUAUCGGGAAAAGGUACCUUAACUCUUGAGCAUCUUCCGAGGAGAAACAAAUAUUGUGCAAUUGGGAUUUGGAUUUGAGGAAAAACACUCGUUAUCCUCCCUUACUUGAUGCUGGGUAAUCGGAGCUUUAGCCUUAUUCUACUUUCACUGCUGGCUGCUGACUAUACCACCGCCUCCAAUGUGGUUGUCUUUUUAAGUGGUUUUACUGCAUACCUUUAUUUUUAUGAGAGAGAUAAUUGAGGCAUCGAUAGGGAAGUCAUAGGUGUGGAUGACUCAACUGCUUUGCAGUGUUCCUUUAAGAAGGUUAAGUGCUCUAUUAUUGAACUAAUUUGAUUUUGGAAGUACUGGGAUUGACGUAUUAAUAUUGACAUAAUGUAGACAUUAAAUUAUAAUUUACUUCUUAAUUUAAUGCCAUAGAUUCAGUGGGAAGUUUACAUGUGACUUGAAACUUUCUGCACAAUCCAUGGCAAGCAUCCUUGAGUUGGUGGCA
Molecule: messenger RNA, 4695 nt
Organism: Hevea brasiliensis (rubber tree)
Lineage: Eukaryota; Viridiplantae; Streptophyta; Magnoliopsida; Malpighiales; Euphorbiaceae
Product: pentatricopeptide repeat-containing protein At2g39620
Exons: 4
Coding region: 461-3019 (852 amino acids)
Biological process (GO): RNA modification
Molecular function (GO): RNA binding; protein binding
Source: RefSeq, a predicted model, not a curated record